This is a messenger RNA of Thunnus maccoyii (southern bluefin tuna), 4402 nucleotides long. It is a transcript of the gene hoxb3a, whose product is annotated as homeobox B3a. Gene Ontology annotation, biological process: regulation of transcription by RNA polymerase II. The transcript is spliced from 2 exons. Gene Ontology annotation, cellular component: nucleus. The coding region runs from base 1 to 1464 and encodes 487 amino acids. The record is from RefSeq and is a predicted model, not a curated record. Gene Ontology annotation, molecular function: DNA-binding transcription factor activity, RNA polymerase II-specific; RNA polymerase II cis-regulatory region sequence-specific DNA binding. NCBI's taxonomy places the organism in Eukaryota, Metazoa, Chordata, Actinopteri, Scombriformes, Scombridae.
AUGCAGAAGACAACAUACUACGACAACUCCUCAACGCUUUUCGGUGGCUACUCGUCCUACCAGGUGCAGGGAGCGGCAGCGGCAGCAGCAGCAGCCGCCAACGGCUUUGGGGGCUACGAUGCCCCGGUCCCAGUGUCCCAUCACCAGCCGGCCUUCCAGUCGGCUACCCAUCUGGACGUGGAUUCAUACCAGCGCUCUGCCUGCUCUUUACAGUCGUUGGGCAGUAAUGGCAGUCACCAGCAGCAGCAGCAGCUAGCCAAAACCAAGGAGCUGAAUGGCAGCUGCAUGCGGCCCAGCCUGCCGUCUGAGCACCACCCAGGCUCCCAAGUUUCCCCACCAUUGCCCCCCAACCAGAGCAACGGUAAUACUGGGGCUCAGCAGCCGGGGGGCAGUGCUGGAGCCUCCUCGGUUUCUAAAUCAGGCCCCAAUAAGUCGUCUAAUUCCUCCUCUUCCACAUCGUCCUCCACAUCAUCAUCCUCCUCCUCACUGCCCCCCAACCCGACCUUGGCCAAGCACAUCUUUCCCUGGAUGAAAGAAUCUCGGCAGGCGACCAAGCAGAAAAACUGUUCACCCAGCAACAACUCUGGCAACGCAUCAGGAGGAGGUGAGAGUGGUAGCAGCGGGGAGAAGAGUCCUACUGGUGGGUCAUCAGCAUCAUCUAAGCGAGCUCGUACGGCGUACACCAGCGGCCAACUGGUUGAGCUGGAGAAGGAAUUCCACUUCAACCGGUACCUGUGCCGGCCACGGCGCGUGGAGAUGGCCAACCUGCUGAACCUGUCAGAACGCCAGAUCAAGAUCUGGUUCCAGAACCGACGCAUGAAGUACAAGAAGGACCAGAAGUCCAAGGGCCUGAGCUCCAGCUCUGGAGGGCCGUCACCAACCGGCUCCCCACCCCUGCCAAUGCAGUCCUCCGCAAGUUUCCUCAACUCAAUGCACCCCAUGGUAGGGGGAGGCGGGGGAGGAGGAGCAGGCUAUGAUGCCCCAUCUCCGCCAUCCUUUGGCAAGCCUCACCAGGGAGUGUCUUACUCCAUGUCCACUGCCUACUCCAAUGUUCCCAUGAAGGGAUGCCCCCCACAGCAGAAGUAUGGCGCUCCAGACCCGGACUACGGUGACCCCCAUCCCCACCACAGCCUAGUACAGGCCAACAGUGCUGGCUAUGGAACACCCACCAACAUGCAGGCCAGUCCAGUGUAUGUGGGGGGUGGCAGCUAUGUGGAACCCAUGCCUGGCUCUGGGCCCUCCAUGUACGGCCUAAACCACCUCGGCCCCACGCCAACCCAUCACCAAACCAUGGACUACAAUGGCGCGGGGCCCAUGUCAGCCGCCAACCAGCACCAUGUGGGCGGAGGGGGCCCCCAAGGUCCCUGUGACCCGCCCACACACCCGACGUACACAGAGCUGUCGGCGCACCACACCUCGACUCAGGGCAGAAUCCAGGAAGCACCCAAACUCACUCACCUGUAGCAGGUUUGGAACAAAACAACAAUGUAGGAAAUAGUGAAGACGACACAGAACAAGUAACAUGACGUGACUCACUAACAGACUAACUAACAUGUGGGGACUCUACUGCUGCAACGGGACGGCACGAGAGACUAAACGAGAUACUAAAGGAGUGAUCCAGUGGUUUGUCCUGUGCUCUAUAGCCACAAAGGGGAGCAAUCAGUGUUUUGGUGUUGGCCAGCCUCACUAUUUCCACUACUGUCAUCAGUAGCUCCAUCAAGUCUGAUUAGGGCCAGAAAUUUCACUGUCACCUUGGAAAUGUAGUUCAUUUUUUCAUUUUUUUUAAGUUCACAAAAGAAACAUCUCUGCUGUGUAAAAAGAAUGAUAUCAAUAACAGUUGCCAAAAAUAACUGGGACCAAAGUCACUAUCUUCCUCUCUACUGAUAAAACCUCACAUCUUCUUACAGUGCACUCUUAUGUAAAAUGAAGAAACAAAACCCAGUUUAUUAACUCCCAAUCAGAGAAACAGUUUGAUCAACUUAGAAAUUCAAAACUGUUUAAUGUUUUAGAGUACAUUAUUAGUUGUUGAUUUUUCAUUGUAGAACUCAGUUCAUUUUAUGCACCUUUACAAUUUUUACAUGAACCCUUUUUGUAUUCAAGUCAGGGUGGAUUUCUUGGUCCCAGGGCAGUGAAGCAUAUUGUAGGCAUGGGAGACAAGGUGUACAGUUAAUUGUCCUCCCCACCUCCCAUGGACAAUAAAUGUCAAAAAGCUCGUCUUGCAGCACUGGUGCAGAGACGGUUGUUCAGAGUCAGUAUUCAUUAGUCUGAUAAUUUACUGUGCCGUUAAUAAAAACAAAGAACUGAAAACUGCAAUAUGGACGACUGCAUUCCAGUGUUAGGAGGUGAGAUGUCAGUGACCUUAAAACAUCUCAAUUCUUUCUGUGUAAUAUGUUACAUGUAAUUUACUCAGCAAGGUAAUUGCAGCAUAAUUAUUUACUAGUUACAGAAGCUGCCCUCCAUAGAUUUCUAAUGCAUUACUAAGCUUUUCCAAACUAUUUUUGUGUGGGCGGAGCAAAUUACAGCAGCUAGCAUGUAGUAAAAAAGCCCAUAAUGGCUCUGUUAGAGCUAGUAUGUGGUUGAAAAUUGUACUAUGAUAAUAAACUCCCCCCCCCCUAAGACACACACAUAUACAGACAGCUCUCCCGCCUGGUAAAUGAAAUAGUUGAGAUUUUAAUGGGCAGUUAACGAGGUGGUUAGAUUUAUGACGAUGAGCUCUCUCCCCCUCCAGGCAACACAUGUUGUUGUCAGCCAAGCUGAGCUAUGUGGAGGACUCUUGCUCUCCAUCAACCAGAGAGAGAGAGAGGGAGAACAGAAAUAUAUGGCUGGAGCUGGCAGCACUCUGUUCUCCCCCAUUCCACGAAGUACAUAAAAACCACUGGAUCGUCUUCCUCUCACUGUCUCCUUUUACCUCCUGCCGUACCUGUCUAUGUCCGUCCAGACUGAAUCACUACUAACCCACCGUCUCCUGUCUGUGGCAGCAGCACAUCGCUUCUGAAGGAGGCAAACAUUUUUCUACAAUCCCCCCACAGAAACCCACACACACACACACACACACACACACAUCCGUCACCACACAUGCACUCACCACUCCCAUCACUCUAACAGGGUUUAAGAAGCUACAAGCUCAAAGGCUAAACUAGCUCCCAUAGACUUACACUCAUAUCUGUGCUAAGCUACAUUAGCUAAUCACACCUUCACACACAUCCACAGCCAGGUUACGCCCAGCUGUUGACAUCUUCAAACAAACACGAGAGGACAUGGAAGAGAAAUUUUUAAUGUUCUUAUUUUAGCACAUCAUCGACACAGGGUAAAUAAGAGUGGAGAACACUAUUUAUUUAUGUUUGGGUAAGUCAUUAUUACCCUCCUCUCUCCCUCUCUCUCUCUCUCUCUCUCUCUCUCCCUCUCUCUCUCUCUCUCUCUGUCUUUGGAAGGGUUCACUUACAUUAGCGGACACCAAUGCGUAGCUACAAGUCCAUAUUUUAUAUUGUUUUGUUUUGUUCUCACAUAUCUUGACUUUUAACGUGGAUACAGGGUAUAUAUUUGAACAAAAAUGCAUGUCCCGGAAAUCUGAGCUGAUGUGUAACACACAUUUUUAAAACAACUGGGUUUAAUUGUUUGAACCCUCAGUGAGGGCAGUUUGGGACAAUACACACAAAACCCUCACAGACUUCCAGCCAGUGUUAAAAAGUGAAAACAAGCUGAGCACGGUUGACCCACACUUCCCUCACUGAUGUUCUGCCAAUAAACCUGUCGUACAGUUUUUAAAAGUGCAGAUUUACACAAAUGCUUUUCACAUCUGGGCAUCAUUGUUGCACUUAGAGUUUACAUUUUGAUGGUUAAAGGUAAAAAAAAAUAAUAAUAAUAAUAAAAUCUUAUUUUGAAGACGGAAGGCCCUCCAAUCAAAGCGUCUUUCGCCAAUGUGUGUUCAAGUGAACAUUCAUAUAUAAAUAUUUAUUUGUUAUAGCCCGUUUAAAAAGACUUUCUGUUUUGUAUUAUUAUUAUUUAUCCUUCAUGUAUUUAUAUCGAGAAAAAAUACUGUACUUUUUUAGUAUUUACCUGUUAUGAAAGAAAAAAAAAACAACGUUGUGUUUCUUCUUGUCCAUUGUACUGAAGUUACAUUUUUUAGUUCGUGUAUUUUAGAAGAAAAUAAGUAGUUUUUAUGUUCCUAUAAUGACCCUUGUACAUAAAUGUCUUGGCUUGUACAGGGAAAAAGGCAAGGAUGGGGAUUGGUAACCCAUCCGUGCAUAGUCAGAAAAUUUAGACAAACUAUUAGCUGGAAAAAAGAACAAGUCUUUUUGGAGAAAAACAACUUCUUUCUUUGUCCUUUGUAGCUCCUUUUUCUUUCAUUGUUGAGAGAGUUGUCUGUCGAACAAUUCUUUAAUAAAAUGUUAUGUUAUUCAGA